CUCUCACCUCUCAUUCAAACUUUUCUCUCUCUAGGGUUUCUGCAUGGGCGGACUUCGCCGCUCCCCAGUAAAAUGCUUGCUUUUUCUGCAUCCUCUAAUUGAUUAUUAGCUCGGGAGUUAGAGGUUAGGACUUCAAUUGCUUUUAUUGCUGUUUGGCGUCUUUCGAUUUCUUCCUGUCAUGUUUUUGCCAACUCUUGAUUAACAAUUAGCGCUAAAAAGGUGCCUUUCUAAAGGCAUGGAACAGUCUUCACGGCCCCCACAGCCCUUAAUGGGGAUUGUACCCGGCGCAGCUCAAAUGGCCUAUGCUGCUCCACCCUAUGCACCACCCAUGGCUACCGGUGCUCCACCCAUCAUUGGAGCCAUGCCUUCGACCCCGCCUCUCGUUGGCCACUCCCCAUUCCCCACCGCACAGCACCAGCUCUCCUAUCAGCAGGCCCAGCAAUUCCACCACCACCAGCAGCAACAACAGCAGCAACAACUGCUCGCCUUUUGGUCCAACCAGAUGCAUGAAAUCGAGCAAACAACUGACUUCAAAAACCACAGCCUCCCUCUUGCCCGCAUCAAGAAGAUCAUGAAGGCCGAUGAAGACGUGCGGAUGAUCUCCGCCGAGGCUCCCGUGAUUUUUGCCAAGGCUUGCGAAAUGUUCAUCUUGGAGCUCACUUUGAGAUCCUGGAUCCACACAGAGGAGAACAAGCGGCGGACGCUCCAGAAGAAUGAUAUCGCCGCAGCCAUAACCCGCACCGACAUAUUUGAUUUUCUCGUAGAUAUUGUCCCCAGAGACGAGUUGAAGGAGGAUGGUCUUGGGAUUCCGACGGCGGCUCUCCCGAGAAUGGGGUCUCCGGCGGAUCUGGUCCCCUAUUAUUAUGUGCCUGUUGAUCAAACGGCAUCUCCUGGAGCGGCGGUGAUGUAUGCUUCGGCUCCGCAGGGUCAUCCAAUGGGUUAUGUUUGGCCGCAGCAGGCUAUUGUGCAGCCAACUCUGCUGCAAUCAGAGCAGAACCAGAUGCCUGAUGGUGGUUGAGAUGUUGAGUGUUGGAAGAGUUGGGAGUUUGUUUCAAAAAGUCUGAUGGGUUUUUUGUGCAAUAUAUGUGGCUAGCUUGAGAAUUUAUAUACUGUUGUUGUGAGGAUUUCUUAGGAAUUUGGUGAAGGUGGUGGGAAAGAACUGGGAGGUAAAUGGGUUUCAGGUGCAGCAGAAUUUGUGGAUUUUAAUGGAAUCUGAAUGUGAGGGAGGAUAAUUCUUUCAGCUUUUCUCAUUUUCUGUUUGGGUUUUUAAUGUUGUCUAACACCUAAAUAUUCUGUAUGAAAAUAUAUACUUCACUUUUAAAAUGUUAAAAUAGUGGUAUUUUUAUGUAUUAUAAAAGAUUAGUGGGGUAUAACUAUUAAAAGGAAAGUUUAGGUGUUUGAUAUGUAAAUAUGGAAAAAUUGGGAGUUUAGUAUGUAAAUGCCUUGAACAUGAUGGGCUUCUUAUUUGUGGUUUGAAAA
Messenger RNA from Phalaenopsis equestris, 1479 nucleotides. RefSeq names its product nuclear transcription factor Y subunit C-2-like. Gene Ontology annotation, cellular component: nucleus. The coding region runs from base 236 to 1018 and encodes 260 amino acids. The transcript has 2 exons. Gene Ontology annotation, molecular function: DNA binding; DNA-binding transcription activator activity, RNA polymerase II-specific; protein heterodimerization activity. Gene Ontology annotation, biological process: regulation of DNA-templated transcription. NCBI's taxonomy places the organism in Eukaryota, Viridiplantae, Streptophyta, Magnoliopsida, Asparagales, Orchidaceae. The record is from RefSeq and is a predicted model, not a curated record.